CGCUUUCUUUUUCAUUUUUUCGUUAUUCUGCCUCGCCCAAAAAGAUUAGAAGAGCAACAACACUCGUUGUUUGCCCAUUUUCAUAGCCAAGCACCACAUAAAACAAACGCGCGCACACGCGCAUACACGUGCGAACACGCACAAACUCUCUCUCUCUCUGUCUCUCUCUCUCUCUCUCGUCUUCUGAUCUCGUAGUAGACAUACAGGACCAGACCUUGGGCGUUCUGGAGGGAGUGAGGGCGGAGAGAUGUCUGGCGAGCUGGUGUAUGUGGAGCACUGCAAGGGGAUUAAUGGCCUCGACAAGGUGGUUCUCAGAGAGAUCCGAGGCCAUUCUGCUGAGGUAUAUUUGAAUGGUGGUCAGGUUAUGUCUUGGAAGAAUGAACACAAGGAAGAGUUGCUUUUUGUUAGUAGUAAGGCUAUUUUUAAGCCUCCUAAGGCUGUACGUGGAGGAAUCCCUAUUUGUUUUCCUCAGUUUGGAAGUCAUGGUACUCUUGAGCAGCAUGGCUUUGCUAGGAACAGGGAGUGGAGCAUCGAUCAUGAUCCUCCCCUGUUUCCAACGAACAGCGGCAGUAAAGCUUUUGUUGAUUUAAUCCUUAAACACUCAGAAGAUGAUGUGAAGAUCUGGCCUCACAGAUAUGAGUUUCGCUUAAGGGUAACCCUGGGACCUGGAGGGGAUCUGAUGUUGACAUCUCGCAUCAGAAACACCAACACUGAUGGAAAAUCAUUUACAUUCACAUUUGCCUACCAUACCUACUUCUCCGUUUCUGAUAUCAGUGAAGUGCGGGUAGAAGGAUUGGAGACACUGGAUUAUCUGGAUAACCUACAAAAUAGAGAGCGGUUUACUGAACAGGGGGAUGCAAUAACAUUUGAAUCAGAAGUGGACAAAAUAUACCUUGGUACACCUACAAAAAUUGCAAUUCUGGACCAUGAAAAGAAGAGAACAUUUGUAUUACGGAAGGAUGGACUUCCAGAUGCUGUGGUUUGGAACCCCUGGGAUAAGAAGGCAAAGGCGAUGGCUGAUUUUGGGGAUGAUGAGUACAAGCAUAUGCUCUGCAUUGAAGCUGCUUGUGUAGAAAAACCCAUUACUUUGAAACCUGGGGAAGAGUGGCGAGGAAGACAGGAGUUGUCUGCUGUUCCUUCUAGUUAUUGUAGUGGCCAGCUUGAUCCCCAAAGGGUUCUUCAAGGAAGCUAAUGGAUUAGCUGGUCAUGCAUCUCUUGUACAGUGAAGGUACAUCUGGAAAAAAAAAAAAAAAGGAGAGGCGGCAGUGGAGAAUACUACCAUGAGAAUGGACAGGAUGCAGUCUAUUUAUAACACAAGCAACCUUCAACUUGAUUGGUGAUUCAAAAUGGAAGAAUGCCAUCAUAUAGGCUUUUCUAAAGCAUUGAUCGUCCUUAGUUCGUGCAACCCCCUGGAAGUGCUGCAGGCAUGGAUUCAGACUUUGACCGUUUUGUGCAACCAUUUUCUCUGGGUUGACUGGUACAUGUUAGUGUUGUUUGGGUGGAUAGUUUUUCUUUUUGGCUGGGCCAAAAGGUUAAGAGGGGUGGCUAGUUCAUGGGAACCAAUGCCAAAGGUGACAGAUGGACAAGCCCAUAAGCGGAUUACAGGCCCUCCCUUAGGGCCAUGGCAAAUGCAACCUCAACUUUGUGCAGCGCCACUGAGGGCAAAGUGGUAGAGCUGGAUGCCCUGAGAUUAAAGGUCACGAGUAAAAGAUCAAGUCAUGCUGCCAUUCAAUCAUCUAAUGCCUAGUCUUACCUCAAUUUCAUUGCUACAAUUGUAGAAAUUUAUUGAAAAGUGUCCUCUUGAUUAAGUAUUUAAAACAUUUUGGCAAUUAACAUAAUCUUCAUACUCUGUAGUUAACCCUUGCUAGAAAAACAAAACUACCGCCUUGCAGCCUUAAAUAACAAUGCAAAUUUAUGCAAUUAUAAUGCUUAUGUGGAGUCUUUAAGAGUACCUUUAUCUCAUAGGCAUUCAAGCAAUGGAAUGAUUUUAGCUUUAAGAGUUCAAAUUUUGCUUGAUUUUCACUUUUAAUGGAAAAGAUUUUCUUGUUUCAGGGACAGUCAAAUCUGUUCUUGUUAUUUUCUUCCCUAUAAUCUGAGAAUGAGUAGCACUAAUUGCAAAAAAACAUGGUAUUCUGCAGGUGCUCUUGCUGCAUUUUGGAUUUGGUGCUUUGAC
Malania oleifera is the source of this 2173-nucleotide messenger RNA. Its product is annotated as putative glucose-6-phosphate 1-epimerase. The transcript is spliced from 9 exons. Lineage: Eukaryota; Viridiplantae; Streptophyta; Magnoliopsida; Santalales; Ximeniaceae. Gene Ontology annotation, biological process: carbohydrate metabolic process. Gene Ontology annotation, molecular function: isomerase activity; carbohydrate binding. The record is from RefSeq and is a predicted model, not a curated record. Bases 248 to 1192 code for a protein of 314 amino acids.